Polyodon spathula (Mississippi paddlefish) is the source of this 1158-nucleotide messenger RNA. Its product is annotated as endonuclease domain-containing 1 protein-like. The record is from RefSeq and is a predicted model, not a curated record. The coding region runs from base 77 to 1006 and encodes 309 amino acids. NCBI's taxonomy places the organism in Eukaryota, Metazoa, Chordata, Actinopteri, Acipenseriformes, Polyodontidae. The transcript is spliced from 2 exons. Gene Ontology annotation, molecular function: hydrolase activity; metal ion binding; nucleic acid binding.
CAGGUCAAGCCACAAUCAUAAAGAAGUUCCUUUUCUUUUCUCUUACAGAGCAGUUUAUUUCAACAAGCUUGUGACUAUGAGAGUGGCAACAAUGAUCUUCCUCUGCUUGGCAAUUCUGGUCUCCUUACUGGGGGUCGGCUUAGCCAAGGUCUUACAAAACCAAAGAUUCACCAACAACAACUGUGGCAGGUUUUUAUACAAAGGUUUUGAACCAAACGGCCUGCAUCGUUUUGAAACUAAUAUUGCCAGGAUUUGCCAGUGCUAUCAAGGAGCAGAUUACUUUGCCACGAUGUAUGAUAGAAACAAACGCAUAGCUAUUUAUUCCGCUUACGUUUAUGGAACCCAACCUGCAGGCGGCCAUGGACAGAAUUUAUGUGGGGCUGGAAUUGUUAAUGAUACCUAUACAUGUGGCAGGGAGAGGUGGUGCAUAGAGCCAGAGUUGAUUGCAGAGAAUUAUGCUAAAAGGAACAUGGAAGAAUGUCCAGGAAAUAGACCUGAACAGAAACCAUGGCUGGAUCAGGUCAUGGGAUCUCAGGCUGUGGACCAGGACUACAGUGGUACCAGAUACACAAAAGCACAUUUGAACACUAAUGGCCAUCAUAAUGGCAGUGCACAGUCUGCAACUUUCACCCUGACCAACGCUGUACCACAGAUUCAGGCACUUAAUACGUUAUGGGCUAAACAAUAUGAGGAGCAAAUGCAACAUUUUAUCGACUCUGUACGAAGUGGACCAUGUCCCUCAGCCUAUGUUCUCACUGGUGCGAUUCCCUCCAACAACCAAAUGAAUAAGCGAGUGACCAUCCCCAGCUCCAUCUGGAGUGCCUUCUGCUGUGUCAAUAAUAAUAAUAAUCAGGUUCCAACUGGCUCCAUGGCUUUCUGGUUAGAAAAUAAUCCAAACGUGACUAACAUAGAGAUCAUGACACUUCAAGACCUGCAAGAUAAAUUAGGAAAGAAACUGAAUUCACAGGUUACAUUGUUUCAAAAUAGUUGUAAAAUGCUGGCCUAAAAUAAGUUUAGCUAGUCUAAUUUGGGUCAGAGAGAGUUGAUGAAUCGCAUGGUUGUGUCACUUGAUACCAGAUUAAAACGCUUCAUGCAUGAUAUACGCUGAGAACCUGUGAAAGUGUGAAACUGCUUUGCUUCAAUAAAGCAUUGACAAAA